GGAUGGUGCCAGUGAGCAUUCCCCUCUCUGCCGCCAUGGUGUUUCGGGCAUCUCUGGGUCUCCUCUGCCUCGUAGCCAUCACUGUCUACUCAAAUGCCUACACGAUUAACCAUCGAGAACUAGACACUGUAGAAGACAAUGGAGAAGUUGGAGAAUUCAUAGACAUCCUUGACAUAAACAAAGAACUAGGCAAGGACCUGUUUCAGGGAGACAUUAAGCUUUCGAAAGAAUCCAGAAAUGCUCUGCGCAAUGAAAUCUACAGGUGGAAGUUUCCUAUUCCAUAUAUAUUGGCUGAUAACUUAGACCUGAAUGCUAAGGGAGUUAUUCUUGAAUCCCUUGAAAUGUUUCGUUUGAAAUCUUGUGUGGAUUUUAAACCCUAUGAAGGGGAAUCGUCUUUUAUCCAUUUUCAGAAAUUUGGAGGGUGCUGGUCCUAUGUUGGAGACUUCCGUACUGGUCAGAACCUUUCCAUAGAUAGUGGCUGUGACCAUAAAGCCAUUGUAGAGCAUGAGGUUCUUCAUGCCCUGGGAUUUUAUCACGAGCAGUCAAGAAGUGACCGGGAUGACUAUGUAGAAAUCUGGUGGAAUCAAAUCACUGAAGGCAUGGCACACAACUUCAAUACAUAUGAUGACAAAUUUAUAACAGAUCUGAACACUCCAUAUGACUAUGAAUCUGUCAUGCACUACGGUCCCUACUCCUUCAAUAAGGACCCCAAUAUCCCAACCAUCACUGCCAAGAUCCCUGCAUUUAAUGACAUCAUUGGACAACGUCUUGAUUUUUCUCUCAUAGACCUGGAACGUUUAAACAGGAUGUACAACUGCACCACGCCGCUCAUUCUCCUGGAUCAAUGCUCCUUUGAGUUCAUCAACAUUUGUGGAAUGGUCCAGUCGACUACCGAUGAUGCAGACUGGAUCCACGAGUUGGGUUCUUCAGGUUCAUCUAGUGAUCACACCUUAGUGGGACGAUGCAGAGAUUCAGGCUAUUUUAUGCAUUUUAAUACCUCCACUGGAACCGCCGGUCGCACCGCUGUCCUAGAGUCCCGCAUUCUGUAUCCUAAACGAACUGAGCAGUGUCUGGAAUUUUUUUACAAGAUAGAUGGAAGCGUCCAGGAUAGAAUGACCAUCUGGCUCCGUCUAGAUGAUGGCACUGGAGAAGUUAGGAGGCUGAAGAAAAUCCACACCAUUCAUGCUGACGGCGACAAGAACUGGAAGAUUGCACAUGUGACCCUGAACGCAGAUAGAAAAUUCCGCUAUGUGUUCCAAGGUGUUCAAGGCGCUGAUGGCACCACCAGUGGCGGUAUUCUUAUUGACGACAUCACUCUAGCAGAACUACCCUGCCCCAAUUCUGUGUGGACCAUCCGCAACUUCAAACAGAUCCUGGCCACAACUGCCAAAGGAGAUCGGAUUGUCAGUCCUUGUUUCACUAGCCCUGAAGGUUACAGAUUUGGUAUUGGUCUGUAUCCUCAUGGGCAAAACACAUCAUCUUACGUCGGGUACACCGGGAUCUCGUUUCACCUGUGCAGUGGAGAAGAUGAUUCAGUCUUGCAGUGGCCGGUCUUAAACCGCCAGGUUAUUAUAAAGCUGUUGGAUCAAGACCCAGAUAUCAAACUAAGGAUGUCUUCUACCCGAAGCUUCACAACUUUACCAAGUCACAUAAUACCUACUUUGAACAUUUCUCGAUGGGAGAGACCGUCUAAAACCGGCACAUGGGAUCCUUCCUGCAACUGCAACAGGACCACAGACUUUGGCUGGGCAACUUUCAUCUCUCACUUCAACUUACAGCGCAGGAGUUUUCUGAAAAAUGAUGAUCUGAUCUUGUUUGUGGAUUUUGCGGAUCUCACACACCUUAUAAAGACAGAAGUUCCUGUCCGGCCAGCUUUGGCUACAGUGGAGGAAGAUGAAAUGCAUGAGAGGCAGAAGCGUUCUUUGGAGAACCUCAGGGAUAAAAAUGAGUUCCAACCAUUGCAAGCCCAGUGCGAUGACAGCCUGUGUCUAAAUGGAGGAGUCUGUGUGAUGGAGACAAACGGAGCAAGCUGCAGGUGCGCAUCCAGCCAGGCAUUCAUGUACACCGGGGAUCGUUGUGAGAUCACGCAAUUACAUGGCAAUAUUAUCGGAAUGAUGAUUGGAGGGGUGGCUGGGACCAUUGCUUUGACUAUUGCAGUCCUUGCCAUAAUGAGCAGAAAAUAAAAGCGGUGUAUAUGCAUAAAAUAUGCAUGUAUGUAAAUAAACAAUAAAUCAUUAACC
This is a messenger RNA of Bufo bufo (common toad), 2240 nucleotides long. It is a transcript of the gene MEP1A, whose product is annotated as meprin A subunit alpha. Gene Ontology annotation, molecular function: metalloendopeptidase activity; zinc ion binding; protein binding. The record is from RefSeq and is a predicted model, not a curated record. The transcript is spliced from 14 exons. Gene Ontology annotation, biological process: proteolysis. Gene Ontology annotation, cellular component: membrane. Bases 3 to 2183 code for a protein of 726 amino acids. NCBI's taxonomy places the organism in Eukaryota, Metazoa, Chordata, Amphibia, Anura, Bufonidae.